Auxenochlorella protothecoides is the source of this 1311-nucleotide messenger RNA. RefSeq lists its product as hypothetical. The record is from RefSeq and is a predicted model, not a curated record. The coding region runs from base 1 to 1311 and encodes 436 amino acids. The transcript has 3 exons. NCBI's taxonomy places the organism in Eukaryota, Viridiplantae, Chlorophyta, Trebouxiophyceae, Chlorellales, Chlorellaceae.
AUGCGAGAAAGAUACCGACCGGCGGUGCUCUCGCUCUUGAUUGCAGCAGGUGUGCUCCUGCUCAUACACGGCUUGAUAGGGUACCCCAUCCUGACAAGCCGCUCUGGGACCGUGCAGCGCAGCCUGUUGAGUACGCUCGUCUCCAAGAACCUUUUGAACAACACUGGGGCGGCUGGUGACGAUGAGGAGCUCAGGGAGUGGCUUCGAGGGGCGCGCAGCCUGGGCAGGAGGGUGGUGCUGAGGUACAGCGCCUGCGGCGGGCUCAUCAACCAGCAGUACAGCCACUUGUCCGCCUUCAUCCUGGCCACAGCCCUGAGGGCAGAGGUGGUGCUACCGCCGGCCUGCUUCCGCAACUCCUUUGGCCUGCACUACGACAUGGACAUCAAGCGCAACAAGAUGGAGUGGUUCACCACGCCUGUGAAUACCCUGCUGGAUGUCCCUAGGACGCCCGGCUUGCAGCCCGCCCCCAACCUGACGCAGCCCUCCACGGCCUUCCCCGCCUUCAUUCAGCGUGACGUGGACCCCCGCCUCAUCCUGCGCCUGCCCGACGUGUACCUGGCCCGCAGCCCGCUGGCGGCGCUGGUGGCGCGCAGCCGCGCCACGCUGGCGCGGCACCUGCGCGACCUGGAUCCCGGCCUGGCUGCCUCCACCGACUACCUGGUGCUGGACUUGCCCUGCACCUUCUUCGCGCUGCGCACCGCGCGCAUCCCGGCCCUUGCCACGCGCGUGGCGGCGCUGCUCCCCUUCAAUGCCGCGCUGGAGGCGCUGGCGGCGCGCACGGUUGCGGCCAUGGCGGCCGCCGGCGUGCCCGCCUUCAACGGCGUGCACCUGCGCGUGGAGAAAGACGCGGGCGACUGGACCAUCAUCAUGGGCGGGGUGGGGCGCAUGUGGCACCUGUACACCCAGACCAUGCGCCGCGCGGGCCUGGAUGCGCGCACGCCGCUGUACGUCGCCACGGGCCUGCUCACCUACGGCGCCUCCAAGGAGUGGGCCUACGCGCAGCGCGUCCUGCUCAGCAAGGGCCUGGCCUCGCGCGUGGUCAUCAAGAACCAGUUUGUCCCCGCCUUCGAACUGGCGGAGCUCAACACAGAGCAGCAGGCGCUGCUGGACUUCCUGAUCCUGGCCCGCGCCGUGCGUUUCGUCGGCUUCGGCUCCUCCACCUUCUCCUACUACCUCACCCAGCACCGACGCAUGCGUGGACACGCGCAGGAGGCCAGCCUCCUGGUCGACGCCGCGCGCAUCGGCACCGACGCCAUGUUCGAGGCCGCGGCCGUCAUUACGCACCCGCCCCUCAUGCACGUCGUGCAGUGA